Acanthaster planci (crown-of-thorns starfish) is the source of this 3909-nucleotide messenger RNA. RefSeq names its product organic cation transporter protein-like. Gene Ontology annotation, cellular component: membrane. Gene Ontology annotation, molecular function: transmembrane transporter activity. Gene Ontology annotation, biological process: transmembrane transport. Lineage: Eukaryota; Metazoa; Echinodermata; Asteroidea; Valvatida; Acanthasteridae. The record is from RefSeq and is a predicted model, not a curated record.
UUCCUGGUACAUCACGAACACAUUUUGAGUACCACACACACGACUUAGAUGUGCGGUCAUAAGCAGUCUGUUUGAACUUCAGUCUGCCUUUCAAAAAUUUGCGACAAAAAAAGAGAGAGGGAAUAUGCAUUUUGACGAAAUUCUUGGGUACAUUGGUACGUUUGGUCGGUACCAGAAGUUAACCUUUUUUAUCGUAUGCUUGAUGGCCGUACCCAUGAGCUACCACCAGCUCGCCCAGGUCUUUCUCGCGCCGGAUACGGAUCAUUGGUGCGCCGUCCCCGAGCUCCGAGAGCCCAACUGCAGUGACUUUGCUGGCGGUGCCCCGGGCGCUGACUCGGAGUGUCUGGAGGCCCGCAAGAACCUGACCAUACCGAGAGACGAGGAAGGGAAGUUCCUGCAGUGCCGGCGUUUCGUCCUGGAGGACGAGUAUAAUAUGGCAGCAUUCAAUUCAUCGGGUGCUGGGUAUAAUGAGACAAUGACAAUGACGGCUUGGAACGAGACUAUGGAAUGUGAUGCAGGGUGGGAAUACGACCGCUCCCAGUAUCAUACCACGGUGGUUCAAGAUUUUGACCUAGUGUGUGGAAAAAAGGAUAUAGCAGAGGUUGCCCAGUCUAUCUUCUUCGCAGGCGUGCUUGUCAGUUCUGUUUUAACUGGCCUACUUGCUGAUCGGAUCGGGCGUAAGGUGACGUUGUUUCUGUGUCUCGGUGGGCAGUUCAUCUUCAGCUUGGCCAUCGUAUUCGCUCCAAACAUGUCCGCAUUCAUCGCGUUACGCUUUUUCCUCGCCGUGGCCAACAUGGGGGUCUUCAUCAUGGCAUUUGUAAUUGGUACCGAGUUCGUUGGGCCCAAGUGGCGCACCUUCAUCGGGGUUGUAGCCGAGUGCUUCUUCGCCCUCGGCUACAUGAUUCUAGCUGUGAUGGCGUACUUUAUUCGGGACUGGAGGAUGCUGCAGGUUGUGGGAACGGUGCCGAUCGUUUGUUUCUUUCUCCUCAUACGGGUGGUGCCGGAGUCGGCCCGCUGGCUGAUCACGCAAGGAAAGGUGAAGGAAGCCGAGGCUAUCAUCAGAAAAAUAGCCAAGGUCAACAAGGCCAAGCUCCCCGAGCAGCUCUUCAGCGCCGACGAUCACAUCCAGGAGCAGGGCAGGACUUCGUUCGUUGAUCUCUUCCGGAAACCCAUUUUGCGAAAGAGAACCCUGAAUAUUAUGUUUAACUGGUUUGUGAACGCUGCCGUAUACUACGGCCUGUCCCUCAGCACCUCUAGCCUUGGGUCCAACGACUACUUAGCCUUCUUCAUCGGAGGGCUCGUGGAGAUUCCGGCGUGUUUCUCCAUACUGCCUCUGAUCGAUAGAUACGGCCGGCGGAUUAUGCUCAGCCUCUACCUGCUCAUCGGUGGAAUCGCCUGCCUUGGAACUAUUUUUAUCGCACCUGGGGCGGGACGAACGACCGUAGCUAUGUUGGGAAAGUUUGGCAUCUCAGCUUCAUUCUGUCUGAUCUACAUUUACUCUGCGGAGAUGUACCCAACACCAGUCAGGAGCAUUGGCAUGGGUCUUUCCUCCAUGUGUGCCCGACUGGGGAGCAUCUUUGCCCCUCCUUUGCUGGUUCUACGAGAGGUUUGGGAACCGUUCCCGCUCUUUGUCUUCGGGCUACUGGCCCUCAUGGCCGCUUUGACCUCAUUGCUGUUGCCCGAGACGCUGGGGAUGAACAUGCCGGAGACAAUCAAAGAAGGAGAGGAGUUAGGAGCCGGUGAACCAUUCAGAAUCCCUCAUUGGCGGGGCUGGAACUACAGAGUAGCCCGGGAACCAACGGACGAGGAGGUCUCCUACAAACAGGUUGAUUCUAACGACAACAACGCAGAUGUUGAAGAAGGGGGCGGAGCUGACAUGAAAGAGGCUGGGACGGAGCAAGGAAUGGGUAAUUCCUGCUGAGCAUUAAUUCGAAGCAUUGGUGCAGGGAAUAUUCUUGAGGGGGAUAUACGUCAGCAGAAACUAGUCAAGGAGCGGCAUGAUAUAAAUCAACGGACGAACUUUUAAGCAGGAAUAUUUCAAAGUGACAGUAUUUUGUUUUUGUCUUGAUGUUUGUGGAUCUAGUUUGGUUAAGGAAACAUUUUUUCUGAAUGUAGUGAUGGUUCUCUUGAAGUAGAUGUUUCACCACUACAACUCUACAUACGUGAAAGCAGAAACAACUGUGCGAUUUAAAACAUCAAUAGAAGUUCAGUCUAAGAACCAGAGUUCAAAUGGUCCGGAACAUGCGCGGUAGGCCUAACUUGAUUAGGAAGGCUCAUCGGCAUGCAAUGUGUUGUCAUUCAUAUUGAACGACGGAAGUCUGAACGCGACAUUGAUCCCACAGUCGGCAAUUGACCUGAACCCCUUAAAAUUAUGUGAAGAAACACGCGGUGCGGCGUGGCGCCUCUUUCCGUCCGGUUUGGCAGAUUUCCAGAGAUGUGUUUUUUGAUGGAGUCAGAAAGUUCGAUGUACGAAUGUCGCGCAACGGGAGUCGUGGAAGAAAGAAAAACAUCACCAAGGCCAAAACUUCUCACAAAGAAAGACUUGAUGUCGCUUGGAGAUUAUAGCAGCAGGAAACAAUUUGAUUCUGCGGGACAGGUUUUUUUUCUCGUUUCGCGUUUCAGUUUGCAUUCAAACUAAUGAAAAGAAAUCCAGACUCAUGUCGUUGAAAAAGCGGGGGGCAAGUAUUUAAAAUGGCGACGGAAUAUUUACUUUGAGCAUUUACGAAACAAAGCGCUGGAGCUUUCGACUUAAGUUUGAAUUAUACUCUGUUACAGAAAAAAUGAGCAGAACACAUGAAAAGUGUACAUACGCGCAAGUGUAAGAAACGGGAAGAUUAUUUGUGAGGGAUUUUAGGUGUAUUUGUGAUACAACCAAAUGAAAAAAAUGAAAUUAUGAUUUGUUUUUCAAUUUAUAUUUAGUGAAAGAGGUUAUGAAUCUUCUCAGUGGAUGGCUAUAAACGCCUUAUGGUUCCUAUUCUAAAUGUUUAUACAAACUUAGAUUACUUCAAUAUGAAGUAUAAAAUUUCUUGAUUGCAGAUUUAUAUAUGGGUGUUAUCAGGCCCAUAACGGGGGUGGGGGUGCAGAGGGUGCGUCCGCACCCCCCCGCGACCAAAUGGUUGGCGCUUGAGGCAAGGAAAGAUUUUGAGCUAUAGCUGAACAUUUUGCGCACAAAAAUGUCGCGAUAAGGUAUUGGUCGCCUCAGUUAAUCCCUUCUUCGGGAGUUUACUUGUAACCCCCUCCCAAAAAACAAUUGGUACGACAUCAUGAAUCCUGCUGUUUUUCAAAAAAAGCAAAAGAUCUAUGCUUGGUUCGCUUUGUUGAAGAUGGCCCCUCCCCCGAAAAGUCCUAGUCACAGGCCUGUGUUUCUUCAAGCAUAUUCCGCAUUACCAGGAACGAAGUAUUUCCAUCGUUUUUUAACCAAAGUGACAUUUAAUUUCUCCCCAAAUAACUGUCAGAUUAUAAUAACUAUAAUUUUUAAGGUUUUUAAGUGUAAAUCCAAGGUUUAAACGCUAUCUUUAUAAACUCGAAAACUUCAUUUAAAUCCGAUAAUGCGUUGCGGAGAUAAUCUCGAUUACGUAAAACAAUAAUUGUUGCCGUCUAUUCUUGCCGUCUAUUCUGUCCAAUUGGAUUUCCCACAACAAUCAAACCGCCAAGUUUACGCCACCAGCACCCUUUGAGAUCAUUGGAAAGGCUUACUGAAUGAGGUUACUGAUUUAAACAGGUUUCUGGCAAUUCACGUUAAAACUGCGUAAGUUUUCCAUCAGCAAACAGACAGAAGCCUAAAAUGGUUCAAAGUGGUCAAUGUUACAGAAUUGGAUCAGUACCGUGUAAGCAAGAGGUCGUGGGUUCGAGUCCCACCCGAGUAGGCUUGUGACUUUUUUUUCGCAAGCUCUCGGACGAGCACUGAGC